AUGUGUUCAAUAUUUGAAACAUUUAAGGAGGUCCUUUCGCUGGCUGAAAUAUUAAGUGAUUAUGAGAAUGCAUUAAAAAAUUUAAAUAUACCGUAUGCUGUAUGUGAAAUGAUUGUAGCAUUGGUUGCUGUUAUUGGUAAUGCAAUGGUUAUACAUGUGUUUCGUAAAGAACGUCGUUUACAUCGACGUACCAAUUAUUAUAUUGUAUCGUUAGCGGUUGCGGAUUUUUUAGUAGGACUGUUAGGUAUACCAUUUGCAAUAUUGGCAUCGGUGGGAUUACCACGAAAUUUACAUGCAUGUUUAUUAACGGUUUCAUUGUUAGUGGUGCUAUGUACAAUAUCGAUAUUUUGUUUGGUUGCUGUUUCUGUCGAUCGCUAUUGGGCGAUUUUAUAUCCGAUGGGAUAUUCGAGAACUGUUCGUACUAAAACUGCUAUAGUUAUAAUCAGCAUUUGUUGGGUAGCUGGAACAUUUGUUGGAUUUUUACCAUUAUUGGGAUGGAAUGCUGGAUGGGAAAAUGGUAACAAUUGUUUAUUUGUGAAAGUGAUGGAUUAUAGUUAUCUAGUCUUUUUAUAUUUCGCUACAAUAAUUACACCAAGUUUACUUUUAGCAUUAUUUUACGCACAUAUUUAUCAUGUCAUACUUAAACAGCUACGACAAAUUGUCACCGUAAAUCCAUCUCCAGGACAUCGAGGCUCAUCAUUACGUGCACACAGUGGUACAAUGCUACGUGUACUUGGUGCUGCGCAAAAGCGUGAAGUAAAAGCAACACAAAAUUUAUCAAUAAUUGUGUUAUUCUUCAUUGUGUGUUGGAUGCCACUUUAUACGAUAAAUUGUGUGCAAGCAUUUUGUCGAACUUGUGAAGUUAGCGAAUUAGUAAUGAAGAGUUGUAUAAUAUUAUCGCACAUGAAUUCUGCAGGCAAUCCGUUAUUGUAUGCGUAUCAUCUGCGUGAUUUUCGGGCGGCUCUUAAACAUUUCCUUUAUAGUUUAUUACAUAUACAAGAAGAACCAGUAGUGAAUAUUUAUGAACAACAUUUUCGACCAUCAUUAGCAUCCAGUCAUUAUAAUUACAGUUAUCAACGACAACAAUCAUGGCGUCAUCAAUCUUUACAAUCGAAUUCAAAUCAUUACAUUGAUUCGCCAGCAUUAGCGCGUCAACGACUUCCUCUACGAAAUUCCCCAUACAUAAAUCAUUCAACACGUACACUAAAUCGAUGUGCAACUUCACCAAAUAUGAAUAAUACAGCGGAUAUUACAGCAAAUAAUCGUGAAAUGUGGCAUAUUAAAGAAGUUUCAUCAACAGGCGAACAAGAUGUACCAUCGAAAAAGAAUUCUCUUAAAGAAGAAAUUCCAAAAAUAUUAAAGAGCCAAGAUAAUUCAGGCCAAUUUAAUAACGGUUACAUUGAUGAUGGAAUCUUAUUAUCCGGUGAUGAUGAAGUAUUCCUAUCCGAAGAAUCGCCACCAAUUUCCCCAGCUAAAUCUACAUCACAUAGUAGUAGCAAUGAAUUUCCAAUUAAUCAAAUAUUAUCAGAUAAUUUAGCUACCAAUAGCAUAAUUGUAUUAUCGGAUAAUAUUCAACCGUUUACCAUCAAUCAUCAUAAUAUUUCAACAUCCUCACCACAAUUAUCAAAAAAUGUAUUUUUAAUUGAAGAAUCGGAAAAAAAUAGUGAUAUUUCAGAAAUAUCAUCCAAGGAAUUAUUUUUAGUACCGAAACAAAAAAAGAUUGAAAUAAAAAAAGCAACAACAUUAUCAGCAUCCACAAAUUAUUUACAUGAUAAUAAUGAUUAUACAAAUAAUAUUGGAUCAUUAAAAAAGGUCAGUAAUUUUGUGAAAAGACAUUCAUUAUCAUCAAAUAAAUGUUCCACAACAUCAUCCAGUUUUAGUAUUUAUAAAAAAAAUUGUUCAUUAAAUUAUAGUUUAUCAACAGUAGUACCUCAAACACGAAAUACUGCAUUGCGAAAAAUGAGUGCUGAUUAUGAAUAUUCCAGUUAA
Molecule: messenger RNA, 1989 nt
Organism: Chrysoperla carnea
Lineage: Eukaryota; Metazoa; Arthropoda; Insecta; Neuroptera; Chrysopidae
Gene: AdoR
Product: histamine H2 receptor
Exons: 4
Coding region: 1-1989 (662 amino acids)
Biological process (GO): G protein-coupled adenosine receptor signaling pathway; adenylate cyclase-activating G protein-coupled receptor signaling pathway
Cellular component (GO): membrane
Molecular function (GO): G protein-coupled receptor activity
Source: RefSeq, a predicted model, not a curated record